AUGAUGACAAUGACGAGGAAGAUUCAAGCGCGCCAAAAACUGAGGGUGGGCUGGAUGAAUCAGCCAAGCCUGAUGAUGAUGAACUAGAUCCACUUGACGCCUAUAUGCAGAGCGUGCACAACGAAGUAAGAAAUCUAACCGAAACAACCAGAGGUCCCUUAAAUGAAAAUUCUCGAUUUAAGAACGAGCCCCCUGAAAUUCACCUACCUGAUAACUAUUCUGCGGAGAAUGUUUCUGAAUCAGUUGAAGAACCAAAUGAGAUUUUAUCUGUCUCGAUUACAGAGGAAAAUGCAGAUAUCAAAAAGGAGGAAGUCGUCGUUCCCAAUACAAUGGGUUCGGAUUCAUCUUCAAUUGAAACUCUCAAAGCUGAUCUGCACAUGACCCCACUUGAUACAUUGAAGGUUUUGAAUUCAGUUUUGGGCAAAAGACGCAAAGCAGUACCAAUAGGAACUAAACUAGUUGUGAGACCACAUGAAAAAGGUGAAUUAAUGGAAUCUAAUAUCGAUGAACUUGAAUAUUCAUCAGAAGAAGAAGAGGAAUCCAUUGCUGAUACGAUAGCGAAUAUGCAAAAAAAAGAUAAACUACUUCCAAUUGAUCACUCGAAAAUGAAUUAUGCUCCUUUUAGAAGGAGCUUUUAUGUUGAAGUUCCUGAAAUUACUCGAAUGACAAAAGAGGAAGUGAGAAACUAUCGAAAAUCAUUAGAACAUAUUCGGAUCAAGGGUAAAAAUUGUCCUCGUCCAAUUAAAACCUGGGUGCAAGCCGGUGUCAGUUCAAAGUUAUUAGGGUGCCUCAAACGGAGUGGAUUUGAGAAGCCAACUCCAAUACAAUGCCAAGCACUACCUGUAAUUAUGUCUGGUCGUGAUAUGAUCGGAAUAGCUAAAACUGGCAGUGGAAAAACUCUCGCCUUUCUGGUUCCUCUUCUUCGUCAUCUUGAACAUCAGCCACCCUUAGAACAAGGUGAUGGCCCUGUUGCAUUGCUUAUGACUCCAACCCGUGAACUCGCCCUGCAGACUUACCGCGAAGCCAAGCGUCUUAGCCAAGAGGCUUUGGCGAUUCACGUUGUGUGUGUUUACGGUGGGACAGGAAUCAGUGAACAGAUUGCUGAGCUAAAACGUGGUGCUGAAAUUAUCGUUUGUACUCCCGGACGCAUGAUUGAUAUGCUUGCUGCAAACGGGGCUUCCUAA
Molecule: messenger RNA, 1184 nt
Organism: Protopolystoma xenopodis
Lineage: Eukaryota; Metazoa; Platyhelminthes; Monogenea; Polystomatidea; Polystomatidae
Source: the annotation of a GenBank genome assembly